Molecule: messenger RNA, 1646 nt
Organism: Patiria miniata (bat star)
Lineage: Eukaryota; Metazoa; Echinodermata; Asteroidea; Valvatida; Asterinidae
Product: monocarboxylate transporter 13-like
Exons: 6
Coding region: 234-1646 (470 amino acids)
Biological process (GO): transmembrane transport
Molecular function (GO): transmembrane transporter activity
Source: RefSeq, a predicted model, not a curated record
GUAGGCCUAGGAGUCCGAGGACCACGUUAUUCAUCAUGGCAAAUUCAAUCUGUUUACUACACGAGGCUAGUCGCAAACCAAGGCUUUUUAUACAGAAUUUGGCUGUUUAAGAUUCUACUGGCUGUUGGCUGGUAGGCCUCCAUGGUGUAUCUACCUCUCUAGGAAAAAAUCAGCUCAUUGAAAGAGGCUAGUAGAGUAGAGUACAGUAAGUGUGACCAGACUAUCGCAUAAUAAUGCUACGCCUACGAGUGUGGUGGUGGCGCUGGGUCAUUGCCGUUAGCGCAUUUCUGCAGCAAAUAGCGACAUACGGGAUGUUGUACAAUUACAGCAUUUUAUUCGUCAGUCUGCAGAAGGAAUUCGACUCCGGGGCUGUCCUGGCUGGAUGGCCAGGCUCUCUUGCAUCGAGUCUUGCCAACUUGAUGAGCCCUCUGACCGCCCUUCUGAUGAUGAGGAUGAAAGCUGUAAAAUUGGUCAUCCUCGGACACGUCAUCAUAUGCGUUGGAUAUCUUCUAACCUCCAUCGUUCCUGCGCUAGGCUACGCCGUGUUUACCUUCGGUGUCAUGGGUGGAGUUGGCGUUAACUUCGUGACCCACGCGGUCACGGGGUUGGUUUUGGAGUGGUUCCCCAAGGACAAUUUCAGUCGAGCAAAUGGCAUUUCUGUAACGGGAACAUCAACAGGUAUGUUGGCCUACAGUUUCUUGUUAAGUACUUGCAUCACUCAGUUCGGAUGGCGACGGGCUCUGAGAUACAUCUCUGUGGGGACAUUGGCGUUAGGUAUCAUGGCGAGCUUCUUUCUGACUGACCCACCGACGGAGGACGAGGGUAACAAUGAGGGGGGUGAUGAGGGAAAACCCGGGGUAGACGAAAGGAAACAAAUCACCCUAGAGACAGUUGAAACCUUGGAUCCGGACCACCCUACAGAAAGAACGUUGGUGGGAGAGGAUCUAGGAGAUGAAGAGGAACGCUGUGAAACCCACGAAGACAGGAUCCACACGCCAAGCUGCGAAGUUAAAGGCAGUAGUAGCUGCUUCGUUGACUGGGAGGUGUACCACAUGAUAACGCAUAUUGACCCAUGGGCAUGGACUAUAGGAGCUUGUUUGGCCAUGGCCAGUUUCAUGGAUGGCCACGGUCUUAGCAGUGACCGCAUAGCAGUAGUCAUCAUGUUUUUCGCCAUUGGAGAAAUUGGGGGGAAAGUUCUCUUCACCGUGGUCGGGGAUCAUCUGCCGUGUCAACGGCUCUACUUCCUGGUGGCCUCGGUGUUUUUAGGAACCAUUGCGUUGGGCGUCAUGACGGUGGUACAGACCUUCCAACAAAUGAUGGCGCUGUCAAUAUUUUCCGGAUUCCUGAGAUCUUUGAUAUACGGACACUCGAAUGCAGUUGUUGCUGAUAUUUUCUUCAAAACCUAUAGUUCCAAUGGUGUGGCGAUUCUAGCACUGUUUCCUUACGGCAUCGGGUCACUUAUUGGUGCCCCAUUGUCAGGUGGACUGUAUGACAUCACGGGUAACUACAUCCUUAGCCUGGUCGUCAUCGCCGCCAUCUUUUUUUGCGCAGCAUUCGCAUUUUUGACCAUCGAAUUUCAUCGGCGGUUGGCAUCGCGAGAUUGUUGUUGCUUCUCCUCCGGCAAGAAUCGUCCUGCGUUGUUGUGA